AUGGUUCCAGGCUUGCAGCAUGUUAUAGUGGAGCUUGAAAAAAGAGUUUGCUCUGGAAGAUUUUACAAAAAUAAAACGUUCCCUGCUGUGCGUCAACAAUUUCUUAGAGCUCUCAGAGUGAAGGGUUUAUGGCAAUUACGUUUCAAAACUCUGUGUCUAAGUUCCAAGAUUCGAAGUCACGGCUGA
Molecule: messenger RNA, 186 nt
Organism: Arabis nemorensis
Lineage: Eukaryota; Viridiplantae; Streptophyta; Magnoliopsida; Brassicales; Brassicaceae
Source: the annotation of a GenBank genome assembly